Drosophila arizonae is the source of this 2314-nucleotide messenger RNA. It is a transcript of the gene Hsc70-3, whose product is annotated as heat shock protein 70 cognate 3. The record is from RefSeq and is a predicted model, not a curated record. Gene Ontology annotation, molecular function: ATP-dependent protein folding chaperone; ATP binding. NCBI's taxonomy places the organism in Eukaryota, Metazoa, Arthropoda, Insecta, Diptera, Drosophilidae.
UUUUUUUGUUUGGUGUCACAGACAGCAUCAAAGCUAGUUAAUAAUACUUAAUAAAACACUAGAAGAAAACUGCCACAAUGAAGUUGUGCAUAUUACUGGCUGUUGUGGCCUUUGUAGGCCUGUCGCUUGGCGAGGAAAAGAAAGAGAAGGACAAGGAGCUGGGCACCGUUAUUGGCAUUGACCUGGGAACCACAUACUCAUGCGUUGGCGUUUACAAAAAUGGACGCGUUGAGAUUAUUGCCAACGAUCAGGGUAAUCGCAUCACGCCUUCCUACGUCGCCUUCACAGCUGAUGGCGAGCGUCUGAUCGGUGAUGCCGCUAAGAAUCAGUUGACCACAAAUCCAGAAAACACCGUCUUCGACGCGAAGCGUUUGAUCGGCCGUGAAUGGUCGGACACAAAUGUGCAGCACGAUAUCAAAUUCUUCCCAUUCAAGGUGGUCGAGAAGAACUCCAAGCCACACAUUAGCGUUGACACAUCCCAGGGCGCCAAGAUCUUUGCCCCCGAGGAGAUCUCUGCCAUGGUUCUCGGCAAAAUGAAGGAGACGGCCGAAGCCUACCUGGGCAAGAAGGUCACCCACGCCGUCGUCACUGUGCCCGCCUACUUCAACGAUGCCCAGCGACAGGCGACAAAGGAUGCUGGAGUCAUUGCCGGCCUGCAGGUGAUGCGCAUCAUCAACGAACCGACCGCAGCUGCCAUUGCCUACGGCCUGGACAAGAAGGAGGGCGAGAAGAACGUGCUGGUCUUCGAUUUGGGCGGCGGUACCUUCGAUGUCUCCCUGCUGACCAUCGACAACGGCGUCUUCGAGGUGGUGGCCACCAACGGCGACACUCACUUGGGUGGAGAGGACUUCGAUCAGCGUGUCAUGGACCACUUCAUCAAGUUGUACAAGAAGAAGAAGGGCAAGGACAUCCGCAAGGACAAUCGUGCCGUCCAGAAGCUGCGUCGUGAGGUCGAGAAGGCUAAGCGUGCCCUCUCCGGCUCCCACCAAGUCCGCAUUGAAAUUGAGUCCUUCUUCGAGGGUGAUGACUUCUCCGAGACGCUGACCCGUGCCAAGUUCGAGGAGCUGAAUCUGGAUCUGUUCCGUUCGACUCUGAAGCCCGUCCAGAAGGUGUUGGAGGAUGCGGACAUGAACAAGAAGGACGUGCACGAGAUUGUGCUUGUUGGCGGCUCUACGCGUAUCCCCAAGGUCCAGCAGCUCGUUAAGGACUUCUUUGGCGGCAAGGAACCAUCUCGUGGCAUCAACCCCGAUGAAGCCGUUGCCUACGGUGCCGCCGUUCAGGCUGGCGUUCUCUCCGGCGAACAGGACACCGAUGCCAUCGUAUUGCUCGAUGUCAAUCCAUUGACCAUGGGCAUUGAGACCGUUGGCGGCGUGAUGACCAAGCUGAUUCCGCGCAACACAGUCAUCCCCACCAAGAAGUCGCAAGUGUUCUCCACGGCCUCCGACAACCAGCACACUGUCACCAUCCAGGUGUACGAGGGCGAACGUCCCAUGACCAAGGACAACCAUUUGCUGGGCAAAUUCGAUCUGACUGGCAUUCCCCCAGCGCCACGUGGCAUUCCCCAGAUCGAGGUUUCCUUCGAGAUCGACGCCAACGGUAUUCUGCAGGUGAGCGCUGAGGACAAGGGCACCGGCAACAAGGAGAAGAUCGUGAUCACGAACGACCAGAACCGCCUGACGCCCGAGGACAUCGAUCGCAUGAUCCACGAUGCCGAGAAGUUCGCCGAUGAGGACAAGAAGCUGAAGGAGCGCGUCGAGUCGCGCAACGAGCUGGAAUCGUAUGCGUACAGCCUGAAGAACCAAAUCGGCGACAAGGAGAAAUUGGGCGCCAAGCUCAGCGAGGACGAGAAGACCAAGCUGGAGUCGGCCAUCGAUGAGUCGAUCAAGUGGCUCGAACAGAACCCAGAUGCCGAUCCCGAGGAGUACAAGAAGCAGAAGAAGGAUCUGGAGGCCAUCGUGCAACCGGUGAUUGCCAAGCUCUACCAGGGCACAGGCGGUGCUCCCCCACCAGAGGGCGACUCUGGCGACGAUCUCAAGGAUGAGCUGUAAGGCGUCCUCGAGUCGAGCAACUUGUCCGGAAUGGAUUAUAUAUAAAUAGUUUUGGCAGUAGAAGUAAAUCAGACUGAUUAAACAAUUAAAAUGAGAACUUAAUCGCAAGCAACAACACAACAGCCGCAACAACAAUAACAAUAGGAAUGCAAACCCCAAAGCAAAAAAUGGAAUGGAGAUACGGAAAUGAUGAAGAAUAAGAAUUCUGAAACUAGUUUUUGCUCGCAAUUUCUUAAACCUCACGCUAAAUUCCUAGUAGCCCAAAA